Phragmites australis (common reed) is the source of this 1952-nucleotide messenger RNA. RefSeq lists its product as uncharacterized. The transcript has 4 exons. NCBI's taxonomy places the organism in Eukaryota, Viridiplantae, Streptophyta, Magnoliopsida, Poales, Poaceae. The record is from RefSeq and is a predicted model, not a curated record. Bases 57 to 1502 code for a protein of 481 amino acids.
CCGUCCAACAGCCUUUUUUACGCUUCUGCCCCUCCGGUGAACCUGUUCCCGCCCUGAUGGCCUCCAGCGACCGCCUCGCCGGGGCAUCGCCGCCGCCGCCUCCGCCUCCGCCCCCUCCCGAUCGUCCGCCUCCGCCCCCUCCCGAUCGUCCGCCUCCGUCUCCGGCUCCGAACCAGAACCACACGGCGAUCUCGUCGCCGCUGCUCCAGUCCUCCGCGGACGCGGACGCGCCGCUGUCGCGGUGGCUCCGGAGGCUGGAGGCGUUCCUCUCCGCGGCAGGGCUGGCGGCGUCUACCCCUCUAGGCGUGGCCUCUGUGGCGUCCGCGCUCGCUGUGGUGGGCCUCGCGCUGCCGGUGGUGGCUGUGACGCUCUCCCCGUGCCACGGCCGCGGGCGGCGGUGCGACGACUUCGAAGUGGAGGUGUUCGAGGUGUGCGUGCUGCUGUCGCAGUUGGCCGCAGCCGCCGUGGCGCUCGCCUGCGUGUCGAGGAAGAUGGCCAUGUACGGCAUCCGCAAGUUCCUCUUCGUCGACCCGGAGAUCGGGAUGCGGAACCGAUUCCAGAAGGAGUACGUCGCCAAGAUCCAGGAUUUCUUCCGCACACUUAUGCGGUGGAUAGUGCCAUGCUUUGUUGUGAAGGUCACCCGAGAACUCUUCCGUUUUUCCCACAUCUUCCAAGAGUCAAUAUGGAGAUCAUGUGUUGUACUAUUUGCUUCCAUCAUGUCAUGGAUGUAUUUGACAACAAUUAUAUUAUCCUCCUGCAUGCUUUUCAACUUGGUUUGCAAUCUGCAAGUUAUCCACUUUGAUGACUACGGCAAACUUCUAGAGCAAGAUGCGGAUCCUUUGGUCUAUUUGAAAGAGCACCUGCAGCUCCGCCACAAUCUCUCCAAAAUCAGUCACAGGUUCCGUGUGUUCCUCUUGCUGCUCUUCCUUUCUGUUACAUCGAGCCAGUUCGCAAUUCUUUUCAAGACAACAGCCUACAAUGGGCCGAUCAAUUUCACCAACGGUGGUGACAUAGCUGUGUCUUCGGUUGUUCAAGUUGUUGGUCUCGUCCUCUGUUUACAUGCUGCUGCUAAAAUUUCCCACAGAGCUCAAAACAUUGCUUCAUUAGCUAGUCGAUGGCAUGCAUUAGCAACAUGCUCUACUGACUCUACUUAUGCAACCACCCCAAACAGUUCUGGGAACCUUGUGCCCUUUCCAGCGCAUCUGUUUUUGAGAGAUUAUUCGGAGAGUGAUCUAGAGUCUCUGGAGAGUGCCUCGGUACAUGGUAGUUCUCAUGGCACAGCUCAAUUGGCUUCGUACAUGUCUUCAUACCACAAGAGAGAAUCACUUGUGCUGUACCUACUAGCAAACCCAGGCGGCAUCACGAUAUUUGGCUGGAUUAUCGAUCGAGCAUUCCUAAAUACCAUUCUGAUGCUCGAGUUAACUCUUGUUCUUUUCGUGCUUAGCAAGACCGUUGUGAUCCCGGCCAAGACACUUGUACACAGUUACAUCGGGUUCCCAUGAUAGAGAUGCACCAAUUCUGACAUUCAGGUUCAAUUAGGCGAGGAUGAUUUGAUGAUGUUGUCAGGGUUUGCAUGCCAGUGGCAGAAACUGGUAGCAAUGGCGAGAAAACUGGUUUCUCUCAGGCUCAAAUCAUAUGCGCAUCGGCAUCAUGCAACUCCAGACAUUUUUUCAGUGUGUUCAGGCUGCAGGCUGGCUGAGGGCGAGGCUAGGUUGUGCCGUGUACAGUUUUGGGCGGGUAAAGCCGGCAUCCUCCAUGUGAGCUAUGAAGUGGUCUGGGCUUCUAUUCUUUCUGUUGUGUAUAUACGCAAUGUAUGCACUAUACUAUAAACCAAUAUGAUGUAUUUCGAUGAAUUUUGCACCUAUUUGGCUAUUUGCCAAUGAUCGAUGGAUUAUGUAAAUGCAAAAACACAAAUCUAACAGGAGGUGCCAUGUGAUCAUUUGGCCCUCAUU